CUGUCAAGUUUAUUCAACCGGUUGGGUUUUAAAUUAUUAUUUAUUUUUUAUAUCCACACACACUCUUAAUUCGCUGUGGUCGACGAUAUCGUGCUUUUUAAUAAUAAUGUAAAUAUUUUGUUUCAACUUGUUUGUUAUUUUUCUCUCAAAAAAAUGUUAACAACGGGAUCAAUCAAACUGUGUUAAUUAGAAAUAAGUAACCUACCAAAAAAAAGGUCCACCCUAAUCUGGUAUUAUUAAAUGCAAUUUUAACAUUCGAAAACGAAAAAGAAAAACACAAUUCUGAAACGCACGUUUUCUUAUCUUUAAUUUUAAAAUACUAAAUUGUUUGUGAGACUUCUUGUUAGUUAGAAAAUCCAUUAAUUAGCUAAAAUGGCAUUGCUGAGGUUAGCAAGACAACUUGGCCUAUUGGAGACAAUCUAUGUUGACGAAGCUGGCAAUCAACAUUCAUCGAGAAGACAAAAAAUGCAUAAACUUGCAAUACAACCAUUUGACUAUGUGAUAGCUGUUGAUUUUAAAGCCACCUGCUGGGAGAAUAUAGCACCACCUAAAUGGCGGGAAUCAGAGAUUAUCGAAUUCCCAGCAAUUUUAGUGAAUCUUAAAACUGGCAAAAUUGAAUCUGAAUUCCACGAAUACAUAAUGCCCAUUGAAUCACCAAAACUCAGUGCAUUUUGCACCGAAUUAACUGGCAUCACUCAAAAAACCGUCGACACUGGUAUGCCUUUACAAACUGCCCUAAUGAUGUUCCAAGAAUGGCUGCGCAAAGAGUUGCGAGCUAGAAAUUUGCACCUGCCAAAAAUGUCCAAAGAUAAUAAAAUGGGAAAUUGUGCAUUUGUGACAUGGUCCGAUUGGGAUUUUGGUGUUUGUUUGGCAAAAGAAUGCCAACGCAAACGAUUAAAGAAGCCACAAUUUUUCAAUCAAUGGAUUGAUUUGCGAGCAUUAUUUCGGGAAUGGUAUAAUUAUAAGCCAAUUAAUUUUAAUGAUGCUCUGCAGCAUGUUGGGCUGGAAUUCGAGGGUAGAGAACAUUCGGGUAUAGAUGAUGCAAAGAAUUUAGCAGCAUUAGCGUGUAAAAUGGUAAAUGAUGGUGCUUCGUUGGCAAUAACAAAAGAUUUAACACCGUUUCAAUUGAAUAUGAAUUUCGGAUAGAAAAUUAAAUUAAUGAAAUCAAAAAUUUGUAUUAUAAAGAACUUAAACAGAAAAAGACUUAAGUUUUGAUUUAUUAUUAUUUAAAAAAAAAGUUUAUUUCGCAUAGAACUUUUGUAAUAUUAAUAUUAUUUUUUUAUACAUAAAUAAGCCCGGUACGAAAUUAAAAUAAAUCGAUAAACACAGCGUACUAGGAUUAAAAAAAAUGAUACUAAGUAUAGGAACAAAAUUAUAAAAAAAAAUAAAUAAAUUAUCAUCUAAUGCAAUACUAUUUAGUAAUGUUUUUGUUCAUUUUGUUAAUUUUUAAGUUAAUUUAAUAUCUGUUUUAGAUUUAACAUAAAUAUUAAUAAGGUCACGCGUAACAUAAUUAUCGUUUAUUUUUUUGUUUUGUUUAAUAUCAUUCAUAAAACAUUAAUAAAAUUGACGAAUUUUUAAUAAAAAAAAGGAAGAAAACAAUUUGUAUUUUUAUAUUUAAGUAAGAAAAAAUCUUAAAAAAUAUAU
This is a messenger RNA of Episyrphus balteatus (marmalade hoverfly), 1644 nucleotides long. RefSeq names its product ERI1 exoribonuclease 2 (gene Snp). The record is from RefSeq and is a predicted model, not a curated record. Gene Ontology annotation, biological process: exonucleolytic trimming to generate mature 3'-end of 5.8S rRNA from tricistronic rRNA transcript (SSU-rRNA, 5.8S rRNA, LSU-rRNA). Gene Ontology annotation, molecular function: nucleic acid binding; 3'-5'-RNA exonuclease activity. The coding region runs from base 373 to 1146 and encodes 257 amino acids. NCBI's taxonomy places the organism in Eukaryota, Metazoa, Arthropoda, Insecta, Diptera, Syrphidae. The transcript has 3 exons.